UGCCCGGGGGACUAUGUGCUCUCGGUGUCCGAGAACUCCCGGGUUUCCCACUACAUCAUUAACUCCUUGCCUAACCGCCGGUUUAAGAUCGGCGACCAGGAGUUUGAGCACCUGCCUGCCCUGCUGGAGUUUUACAAGAUCCACUACCUGGACACCACCACCCUCAUCGAGCCUGCGCCCAGGUAUCCAAGUCCACCAAUGGGAUCUGGAUCUGCCCCUGCUAUGUCCACUGCAGAAGAAAAUGUGGAGUAUGUUCGGACUCUCUAUGACUUUCCUGGCAAUGAUGCUGAGGAUCUUCCAUUUAAAAAGGGUGAGAUACUGGUAAUUGUAGAGAAGCCAGAAGAACAGUGGUGGAGCGCCAGAAACAAGGAUGGUCGGAUUGGGAUGAUUCCUGUUCCUUAUGUAGAAAAGCUAGUCAGAUCUUCUCAUGCAAAGCACGGAAACAGGAAUUCCAACAGUUAUGGUAUUCCAGAACCUGCCCAUGCUUAUGCUCAGCCUCAGACCGCAAGUCCCCUUCCUUCAGUACCCAGUACACCUGGAGCAGUGAUCAAUCCCCUGCCAUUAACACAGAAUGGACCAGUCUAUGCCAAAGCUAUCCAAAAGAGAGUACCAUGUGCUUAUGACAAGACUGCACUGGCAUUAGAGGUUGGAGACAUUGUGAAGGUUACACGGAUGAACAUAAAUGGUCAGUGGGAAGGAGAAGUCAAUGGUCGAAAAGGGCUCUUCCCAUUCACGCAUGUCAAAAUAUUUGACCCUCAAAACCCCGAGGAGAACGAAUGAGUCCCUCUGCCCCAUUUACACUGCUGCUUCAUUUCCUGGCUAUCAUUAGCAUUGUUUGAGGUGGGAUGAUGACUUAAUGGCACAUUGCUAGCAUUGCCCGUUUUCCAGCUUGCUGCAGUCUGACGGUUCUUUUAAUAUACAUUUGGAAUCCAUACAACUGAAGUCACUGCUGACCUUCAUACCAUAGUUGUGUCAUCCAGAAUUUAAUUUAACUUUUAAAACUCUGUUGGGCCUUAAGCUGGGCAAGACUGAACUAGUAUAUAGCAGAGAAGAAUGGGAAGGAAACUUUUCCUGCUAAGACUUCCAUAGACUUUUUCUGGAUUGCUUAUUAGGAAGAGCCCUAACCUUAGAUCAAACAUACAACUUGUGUGUUACUGUCCAACAAAAAGCAACAAUGAAAAUGCAAUUUUAGGACUGAAGAAGACUUAGUUGUAAGAGAACCUGUCCUAAGGUAGUACAUUUUAAAUGAUGGUCUCUUUAAAGGACAAUAAUUGAAGCUUAUGUAUUCUAAGCAGUUGUAUUAGAAGCUGCUCUUUUCUGUUAACUCUUAAGCUUGUUGUUGACCUUCCUGAAACAGUGUGUGUUAAAUGCAAAUAACCAUUGAUUGA
Molecule: messenger RNA, 1388 nt
Organism: Nestor notabilis (Kea)
Lineage: Eukaryota; Metazoa; Chordata; Aves; Psittaciformes; Psittacidae
Gene: CRKL
Product: v-crk avian sarcoma virus CT10 oncogene homolog-like
Exons: 3
Biological process (GO): positive regulation of ERK1 and ERK2 cascade
Molecular function (GO): protein binding
Source: RefSeq, a predicted model, not a curated record